CGAGGAGGAAUGAGCGCUGCUCUCGGCUUCGGCGCUUUUGGAUUUUAAUUCGACUGUAACACCUUCAAACUUCGCCUCAUCACACCAUAACUCCGCCAGGCUUCUUGUACAUUUCGGUAGAGUUUUAACACGUUAGGCUGCAUCAGUGAGGAACACGGGCAUGGAUCUGAGACCGGAGCUUCCCACAGCCUCCUCGUCCUCCCAAGUCCACCCCGGGGCGGCAGCGGCGGCCGCAGCAGCCUCCAUCCCGGUGUCCAUGGCCAGCAAUCUCCUGCGCGGCCCUCCGCUCCUCCUGCGCGCCACAGAGAAGUACCCCCGCACCCCGAAGUGUGCCCGCUGCAGGAACCACGGCGUGGUGUCCGCACUCAAGGGCCACAAGCGCUACUGUCGCUGGAAGGACUGUAUGUGCGCCAAGUGCACCCUGAUCGCCGAGAGGCAGCGGGUGAUGGCGGCGCAGGUGGCGCUGAGAAGGCAGCAGGCGCAGGAAGAGAACGAAGCCCGGGAGCUGCAGCUACUCUACGGGACGGCGGAGGGACUCGCCCUGGCUGCCGCCAACGGCAUCAUCCCGCCCCGGCAGAACUACGAGGUGUUCGGCUCCGUCAACAGCGAGACCAGCUCAGAUUCAAGCAUCCAGAAAUACGAGCUGUUUCCUAAGAGCCAGCUGUCCGCCGCCACCCCUCAGCAGACUGUGGGGAAGCCGGUGUCCACAGACGGCGACUCGGCACCGGGCAUCUCCUCCCCAGAUGGCCGACAUGCAGGCUCCGGCUCGGAGAACGGAGACAGCGAGUCAUUCAUCAGCUCGCCGGUCUCCAAGCCCCUGAAAGACGGCGAGGAGACUCCGGGCUCUGUCAGCCCGCUUGGCUCCGAUACCGGAUCUGAGACCGACAAAGACGAGCAGGAGCCCUCCCCGUCCUCCACGGCCUCCAGGCACAUGAACGCCAUCGACAUCUUGACCCGGGUGUUCCCCAGCCAUAAGCGGAGCGUCCUGGAGCUGGUCCUGCAGGGCUGCGGCAAGGAUGUGGUGCAGGCCAUCGAGCAGAUCCUCAACAACAGCGGCGCCCAGGGCCCCAACAAGGCCGGCUCAGAGGAGACGUGGACGGCCGAACGGAUGCUCCAAAAUGCCCACCAGCCUGCGCUCUCCUCCUCAGCCACGUCCACCCCCACCAGGCCCAUGUUACCCGGGGCCAUGACGCUGAGUAACCGCUCUGCAUUUUCCCCGCUCCAGCCAAACGCACCGCACUUCGGCGCCGACCCCAGCACCUACCCGCUGGGCACCCACCUGGGACUCAACCCGCUGCGGCUGGCCUACUCGGCGCACAGCCGGGGACUAGCUUUCAUGACGCCCUACUCCACCACCGGGUUGAUGCCCACUCUGGGCUUCAGACCGCCGAUGGACUACGCCUUCAGCGACCUGAUAAGGGACAGGACAAUGCUGCACAAGGAGCAGGGCUAUGCCAGCGGCCUGUACGGCCCUCUGGUCAACAACACGCCGGACAAACAGUGAGGCGACCCCCUGAGCCUGGACUCACCCUGCACAGACACACAUUCCCACCCAAAUGAACAUUGUAUUUGUAGCCACAAGUGUUGAAUGUUCACGAGAAUUUCUGUGAUGUGUUUUGGCUACGGGCUGCUGUAAAUAAUAGGCUUAUUAUCUGGCUUGUAGUCAAAUGGUCUGAGAGGGAAACUAAACUCACUUAGCCUACGUGUAAUUUUCAGAAUUAAUUUUAUAUGUAUAAAGUUGUUGACGAUAUCCCCCUUGCCAAUUUAUGAACCCGAAUAUAACUUAUGUCCUCGGUAAAAUUAGCCUAUGUGAAACUUAAAAGCUAUUUGUGGCAUAGUUUCCAAAAAUAAAUCAAGAUGAAGCUGGUCAAGAAA
This is a messenger RNA of Myripristis murdjan (pinecone soldierfish), 1875 nucleotides long. RefSeq names its product DMRT-like family A2 (gene dmrta2). The transcript is spliced from 3 exons. NCBI's taxonomy places the organism in Eukaryota, Metazoa, Chordata, Actinopteri, Holocentriformes, Holocentridae. The record is from RefSeq and is a predicted model, not a curated record. Gene Ontology annotation, cellular component: nucleus. Bases 161 to 1504 code for a protein of 447 amino acids. Gene Ontology annotation, molecular function: DNA-binding transcription factor activity, RNA polymerase II-specific; protein binding; RNA polymerase II cis-regulatory region sequence-specific DNA binding. Gene Ontology annotation, biological process: sex differentiation; regulation of transcription by RNA polymerase II; germ cell development.